Messenger RNA from Meloidogyne enterolobii, 1533 nucleotides. The record is from the annotation of a GenBank genome assembly. NCBI's taxonomy places the organism in Eukaryota, Metazoa, Nematoda, Chromadorea, Rhabditida, Meloidogynidae.
UGAUACAACUUUCAAGAAAACAUGUUAGAGAAACAUGUUCGAGAACAACAUCCCAAAACUUUUCAUAUAAAAGCCCAAUGUUUUUCUCUCCAAAACUUCAAACCUACAUACACAACUCUUACAAGUCGUCAAACAAAACGCUCUCUCUUCACAUCCUCUCAACGUGCUCGUUCAAACAACAACAACAACGCAACAAUAAUGUCGCCAUCAAGGACUUUGGUGCUUUGGUCGCUUCUGCUGCUGCUGCCGAUGAUUGUUUCUCUCCCAUUCGACAACCUGAACAAACAGGGGCUUGAACUUGCUGAAAAUGCAGAGGGACCCCAAAUGGACGCUGAAGAUGAAAAAGUAAUGGGCGAGGUGGAGUCUGCGGUCGACAACUUCAAGGGCGGAAAUGAUACAGAGACAACGCCACCAGUUUCGGGCAACUCUACCACGUCUGGGCCUGAGACUACAUCAGAAGGCGGACCGGGAAGUGACCCGUCAGUCGAGCCAGACUCGUCGCCAGUCGUGCCAGUGGUGGGGGGAUCUACGAGUGAUUCUGGUCCUAAGCCUUCUUCUGGCAAGCCUCCAUCUUCUUCAACAACAACUACCACUACACCUGCUCCAACAGAGAAGGGUGGUUCGGUGAUAGUCAUUGUCAUUAUCGUUGUUGUACUUCUGUGUUGCAUUGUCGGAAUUGUUGCUUUCUUCCUUCUCUCAGGCAAAAAAUCGGAGGAUGAAGGGAAGGAAGGGGACGCUGAAGCGGGGACCAAGUCUAGUGCUUCUGCUGCUGGCGGCGCGGAAUCGGAGGCGAAAACAACCGAAGGAGCAGAUAAGAGCGCAACGGAGGAAGGCUCGAAGAAGGAAGACGACGAGAAGAAAGAUGGGGAAGGUGAAGAAAAGACGGCUGAAUCUGCUGCUGAUGAGGGAGGUGCUGGAGGGACGACUGGAGAGGAAGGAACGGCAAAGGAGGCGGGAACUGAUGCUGAAGAUGCUGCUGAUGAUUCCAAACCUGCAAGCACGGAGGGUGGCGAAGAUGAGGGAGAGGGAGAAGGCGAUGAGGAAGAGGUGAGUAAACAAAACUUUGUCUGAGUGUUUUCCGGAAAAUACAAAAUAAACAUAACAGUCUGAACAAAACUUUGUUUUUCCGGAAUGUUUCUGAAUGUUUUCCGGAAUGUUUUGCUAAAUGUUUUCCUGGAUGUUUUUGAAUGUUUUUCGGAAUGUUUUUGAAUGUUUUCCGGAAUGUUUCUGAAUGUUUUUCUGGAAUGUUUUUGAAUGUUUUCCGGAAUGUUUCUGAAUGUUUUUCUGGAAUGUUUCUGAAUGUUUUCCGGAAUGUUUUGCUAAAUGUUUUCCUGGAUGUUUUUGAAUGUUUUUCGGAAUGUUUUUGAAUGUUUUCCGGAAUGUUUCUGAAUGUUUUUCUGGAAUGUUUUUGAAUGUUUUCCGGAAUGUUUCUGAAUGUUUUUCUGGAAUGUUUCUGAAUGUUUUCCGGAAUGUUUUGCUAAAUGUUUUCCUGGAUGUUUUUGAAUGUUUUUCGGAAUGUUUUUGAAUGUUUUC